Messenger RNA from Phyllotreta striolata, 1059 nucleotides. The record is from the annotation of a GenBank genome assembly. NCBI's taxonomy places the organism in Eukaryota, Metazoa, Arthropoda, Insecta, Coleoptera, Chrysomelidae.
AUGUUUCAAUUUAGACCUGCAUUAAAAACAUGGUGCAGACAAUACCAUCAAAGAUACGUAGCAGACACGAAGGUAACGAUAUUAAAUGCGUGUUCCUCGACGGGCACGUACCUCUCUCUGCUUCUGAAGCAAAGUCCGCACGUUGGAGAACUCCGACUGUUCGACAAUAAAUGCAGCGUGUGUAACAUAGCAGAAGAUUUGAGUCACAUUGAUACCAGCGCGCAAGUGAGUUCGUUUGAAGGAGCGAAAGUUCUUAAAGAUUCCAUACUUGACUCAGAUGUUGUCGUGACUGUAGGAGGCGACAAAAGAUUGCCUGGCGAAACUCAAGAAUUUCUAUUUAUGAAAAAUUGGCAGGAUGUAUUAGAAUCGGCGAAACUUAUGGCUAAACACAAUCCCAAUGGCAUGUUUUGCGUUGCCCGACCGCCCGUAGAGGCCUUAGUGCCUAUGGUUUGUAAGGAGUAUACAAGGAACGGAAUUUAUGGUAGUAAAAACAUUUUUGGCGUCACAUCCACAGCGUCGAUGAUAUCGCAUAGUAUUAUUGCUAAAUUGACUAAUGAAAAUCCUUUCAACGUAUUAUGCCCUAUCGUAGGCGGUCUUAAUUCACAGUGCCUUGUAGGCGUUUUAUCGCAAGCUAGACCAAAAAAUUUGCCAUUGAAGACUAUAGUAACACAGAAGUUAAUUUCAAGAGCAGAAGACGAUGUUCUACACGCUCACAAUAGAAAAGAAUCGAUGUCCUUAGCUCACGCUUUGGGUAUUUCAAGAUUUGUAAACACCUUAUUGAGAGCUAUACAAGGCGAUGAGAAUUGCAUAGAAUGCUGUUUCGUUCGGCAGACUGGAAAAAUCGAAACAAUUUUACCUUACAUGACAUCCGUUGUUCGUUUAUGUAAAGACGGGGUAUCUUCCAUUCAUUUUCCUUCGAUUAAUCGGGACGAAGAAAUACGCCUCCAAAAAGCAACCGCAUACAUGAAAAAACUCAUUCAUUUAGGUGAACAAGUUGUACUCACUAAACUGGAAAGCAAGUCUGAUACACGCAAAUCUGAUGAUAGUAAAUCGAUGUGA